ACUGACAUGUGACGGUACAGCAUGGAAGAUUGUGAUUUCAACCAAUACCGCGAUAUGAUCAUCGAAGGCGACUUACCUCUGGACUUGCGACCGCCGCCGAGGUUAUACCUACCGCAUUACCUUCGCGACGAUAACUCGGAGUAUCCUCAAGACGACACGUAUGUUUCUGUCGAUGAAGACACACCAGAAGUACCGCCGCCGUCCAGUGAUUCCGACAGAUACGAGGCCUCCAGUCCAAUCGACAACAAAUCUAGUUCACCAAAGAAGCCAAAAAUCAAGUCGUCAUCACAACUCAUUAAGCCGCCUUACUCUUACAUCGCUCUUAUCACAAUGGCCAUCCUCCAAUCACCGCAUAAGAAGCUGACGCUCAGUGGUAUAUGUGAAUUCAUCAUGACGAGAUUCCCUUACUAUAGAGAGAAGUUCCCAGCCUGGCAGAAUUCGAUCAGGCACAAUUUGAGUCUGAACGAUUGUUUUAUAAAGAUUCCCAGGGAGCCCGGUAAUCCAGGGAAAGGCAACUAUUGGACUUUAGAUCCUUUGGCCGAAGACAUGUUUGAUAAUGGGAGUUUUUUGAGGCGUCGGAAGAGGUACAAAAGACCGGCGCCGUCGUUGCAGCACGCGCAUGCUGUAGUUGCAAUGCUGGCGAGGGAGGCUUACGCUCCACUUCUUCCUCUACCGUGUUACCUUCCUCCGGCUCCUAUUUUAACGCUUCCUCGGCCUCCGCCAGCUACUUUACGUCCAGUACCGUUGCCUCCGAGAGUGGCCGAAAUGACGGAGCCUCGAAGCAAAAGAUCAAGAAACGGAUUCUCAAUCGAGUCCAUAAUAGGGCCUCAGGAUCCAUCUGCGGUGGAGCCAAGGAGAAGUGCAUUCUCGCCGCUCCAUCAGGGAACAGGCCCGCCGGAUGAUUGGGCGAGGUGAAUGUAUCUGAACGGGUGUACGUCAAGUCCAUCCCCGUUCUAAUAUAUGCCGACGGACCACGAAGCCUCGCCAAAUUUUUCAUCAGACUGACUUGUGACGCAAUUGUUAAGAACUGAAGGUGUUUUAGUGAACAUUGUACGAUAUUGUAAAAAUAAUAUGCACAAAGUACGACGGGUACAGUAAAGCUUCAGCCAAAUAUUGAAUAGUGAUAGGAUUAAAUUGACCAAAGUAUUGUAAAGUUACCAAACAGUUUCUAUAUGCUUUUCGGAUCCGAAAAGUAAGUAAUUCUUUUGUAAUUUAUGUCAUAUUAAUAUGCACGUUUUCAAUAUAUUAUUGUGUUCAUUAAAUAAUUAUCGCAUUCCUAUUUUAAAUGACUUUAAUUAAAUACAUAUUGUUAAAUAAGGUGUUACGUCCGUAAAUUAGUUGUAAGUUCUAAACGUGCCAAAAAUGUUGUUUUGCUACUUUUUAGA
Messenger RNA from Achroia grisella, 1385 nucleotides. Its product is annotated as forkhead box protein D3-like. The coding region runs from base 22 to 915 and encodes 297 amino acids. Gene Ontology annotation, molecular function: RNA polymerase II cis-regulatory region sequence-specific DNA binding; DNA-binding transcription factor activity, RNA polymerase II-specific. NCBI's taxonomy places the organism in Eukaryota, Metazoa, Arthropoda, Insecta, Lepidoptera, Pyralidae. Gene Ontology annotation, biological process: anatomical structure morphogenesis; regulation of transcription by RNA polymerase II; cell differentiation. The record is from RefSeq and is a predicted model, not a curated record. The transcript has a single exon.